GUCGAGGGACGUUGUACGAUAUAUUGCAGUCGGUUUGCAAUUGUUUCAUAGGCAUGCCCUUCUUCGCCAUAUUUCUAUCGACGGCAUCCCACAUUUCCUCAUUUGCUCGACCGACGGGAAAUGUCAGCAGUUCACGAUUCGUCUACAUCGAAAGCGAAAACCCGCGAGCGCCAGUAAACGAAACCCCAUUUGAUAUCGCCCCAAACUUCGAUGUCGGGUCCAGGGACCUUGGGGUUCGAGAUGUGUCCCAAGUCUCUUUCAUGGCGAACUUUGGCCGACCGUUAUGGUGGGCGAUGCUACACGGGUCUAGUCGAUUUGAUGAGCUCGGCGCGCUCGGAUUUGACCUUUUGGACUUAGCACGUCGCAAGUUAAUCGGAGACCGAGACCCCAAUGAAACAGCAUUGCCCAAUACUAUCGCGGCACUGGCUGUUGUGGAUGUGCGCCUCUGCCUCGACCACGACUCAUGCCGUGCGCAGACCCGGGAUGUUCUCGACGAAAUGACGAGGAAGCAUAUGCGUAUCUUGUAUUCCAUGCCACAACAUCGCGAAUAUUAUCAAUCCGGUUACCCUAGUGAACCGAUAUUGGCUGAGGCUGCAGCCAUGCAGCUCGACCAUUGGCGAAAUCAGACAAACCGGACGGUCCUUAUAGAUACCUUGUUGUCUUUCGUGCAAAACACUCACCUGAAUGUGGGCGACCGAGCAGAAGUCGUUGGACGCGCGCUUCUUACAGAAGCAUACGAUCGCGCGAUCAUAGCAGAGCAUCCAGCUCUAUCUGAAGCUCGGUUCAGUCAAGGAUGUCUACUGACAUCGUUCAUCAGAGAACUUUUGACUGAAGAGGCCGCUCUUGCAGUUCUCGAGAGUCAACCUGAUAACGUCCCGGACGGUGCCACCUUUGGCAAUGCAUUCAAAGAUGCAAGGGUCAGGUUCACGCACUUCACCAAGCUAGACGACGAGGAGAGUUUGAUCACAGCUAUGUUAUUCGUGGCCUUCAUCCGCGGCAUGGCCUUCGUCGCUAGCUCUGAUGAGGCUUUCAUUGACGUCGUCAUCCCGGUAUCCUUGAGAGACGAGAAGCUUGGUGAGUCCGUCAUGACCGGAAUUCUCAUCCAGUUCAAACGCUGGGGCCAUGCAAGGACCGCGGCGAAAGUCGAGAUCGAUGCUGAACGACUUGGCUUCUUCCCAUCCACACACGAAUCUCAUCCGCGCCCCUACUGUGCUCUCAUAAUGCAGCUGAAAGUGCACCCCCCGAAGGGUGUUAUUCCCGGAGGACAGGAAAAGGGCGUACUAGGGGAGCAAAGAGCCGAACCAUCGACUCCUCGAGAGAAUGCUCCGGGGCUUGUUUCGAAGGUCAAGCGGCGAUUGGAGAGCUUACGGUCGACCGAACGGGACGCUACUCACCCGCGUUACCACUUUUCCGUGUAUGGUUGCUCGAACACGGUAUACAAGGGGAUUCUAGAGGAAGAGAAUCGCAAAUACGCUGCUCUGCUUUCUUCUGGGAACACGUUUCACGACCACGGACGCCAGACCGAGGAACAGUUGGCUGAAGUCUGGCGAAUGAAGCCAUCUUGGUCGGCUGCUAUGGGAUCGUACCAUUGGGUCGAGGGAGCCGACAUCAUUUCGAACGUUCUUGACGAAGGAGAUGGGGUUGUCAUUUCGCAAUACCCGGGAUACGAGGGCGAGAAUUCAGGUUAA
Molecule: messenger RNA, 1688 nt
Organism: Heterobasidion irregulare TC 32-1
Lineage: Eukaryota; Fungi; Basidiomycota; Agaricomycetes; Russulales; Bondarzewiaceae
Exons: 3
Coding region: 54-1688 (544 amino acids)
Source: RefSeq, a predicted model, not a curated record